Messenger RNA from Paralichthys olivaceus (Japanese flounder), 6328 nucleotides. The record is from RefSeq and is a predicted model, not a curated record. NCBI's taxonomy places the organism in Eukaryota, Metazoa, Chordata, Actinopteri, Pleuronectiformes, Paralichthyidae.
UCUGCCUGUGCAUCAGCGGAGGAGCCGAGAGCAGUGGCGCACGGAGGCACGGACGCGGGGGGGAAACUUGCAAUAGCUCUGAGACGACUUUUUUCCUUUUUAUCCAGUAUUGUCUCCCUCCCCUUGACAUUUUGUGCGGCGCUCAACACUGACCGGAGAGUCACUUAUUGUGGCUGCGCUGAACGGGAAGGAGCGAAACAAGGAGAGCCAGAGAGAGAUCAGCGGCGAGGAGAGCGGUCUGUACGCGGGGAGGAGAGUGCGAGUCUCCGCGCUGCGGCUGUGCGUCUUUGCGCUGUAAGGACCCGCAGGACCGGGUUGGAACGGUGCGCUGUGGUUGUUCCACGGGUUUUUAAAAAAGGGGGUUGUGAGGAAUAACUUGGACUUGGUUUCGAAGGGAAGAUUUGUGUGACAUUCUUUCAGCAGAACCGGAGGAAUCCUAUCGGAUCGUACACUCUGCUCCACGCAUGUUGGAAGUUGAGAGAGCAGGGCUGGAUGCCUGCGGGUUUGCGAGUCCUCAAGGCGCAGCCAAGGAUUACUCCCAGCCCGGCCAUCAUUUGACGGAGUAAGACCGCUAAACAGGAGCGCUGUCAUUUCUCCGUUUCUUCGUGCGCUUUGCGAGUCUUUGGAGAGGAUAUGGCACGGCCGGCACUGGAGAGAGGAGCGCAGCCGGCACAGGCGAGAGGAAACCGGAGCUGAAUGACAGGAUGCCAGCGACCUGAGCCCACACUCAGAUCACUCCCGACUGCGCUAAAAGACACACUUUCUGCUUUUUAUUGGACAAGUUAAGAGAAGAACAAGAAGAAAACUUACCAAAAAAAAGAAGCUUUUGGAGGAGUUUAAUUUUAAAAGUUUUUUUGUAUGCGUAAUUUUAUUUUUGGGGUGAUUAAAAACAAGGAUGCAUUGUGGAUUAGUCUUGAUCCUGUUCACGGGAAUCCUCUUGGUGGUCAAGGCUUUCAAAAACGAUAAAUGUGGAGGCAACAUCAGAAUCUCAACCGCCAACUACCUCACGUCGCCCGGGUACCCCAUGUCUUACACCCCCUCUCAGAGGUGCGUGUGGGUGAUAUCGGCGCCUGGCCCUCACCAGCGGAUCCUCAUCAACUUCAAUCCGCAUUUCGAUCUGGAGGACCGGGAGUGCAAAUAUGAUUACAUCGAGGUGCGAGAUGGCGUGGACGAGAGCGGGCAGCUGGUGGGAAAGUACUGCGGGAAGAUCGCCCCAUCUCCAGUCGUCUCAUCUGGAAACCAGCUCUUCAUCAAGUUUGUGUCGGACUACGAGACCCAUGGAGCAGGUUUCUCCAUCCGAUAUGAGAUCUUCAAGACAGGUCCCGAAUGCUCCAGGAACUUCACCUCCAACAGCGGCGUCAUAAAAUCCCCCGGUUUCCCGGAGAAGUACCCCAACAACCUGGACUGCACUUUCAUGAUCUUCGCCCCAAAGAUGUCCGAGAUCAUCUUGGAGUUCGAGAGCUUUGAGCUUGAGCCGGACCCAACCCCCCCUACUGGUGUGUUCUGCCGCUAUGACAGACUGGAGAUUUGGGACGGCUUCCCUGGAGUCGGCCCAUACGUCGGGAGGUACUGUGGGCAGAACACUCCUGGCAGGAUCAUCUCCUACACAGGCAUCCUGGCAUUAACAAUCAACACUGACAGUGCCAUCGCUAAGGAGGGCUUCUCUGCCAACUUCACCGUCAUCGAAAGGACCGUUCCAGAGGACUUUGACUGCAGCGACCCUCUGGGAAUGGAAUCAGGGGAGAUAACAUCGGACCAAAUCAUGGCUUCAUCCCAGUACAACCCCAGCUGGUCCCCAGAGCGCUCCAGACUCAACUACUAUGAAAACGCAUGGACUCCGGCUGAAGACUCAAACAAAGAGUGGAUACAGGUGGAUCUUGGGUUCCUGCGGUUUGUCUCGGCCAUCGGUACCCAGGGGGCCAUUUCCCAGGAGACCCGGAGGGUUUACUUUGUCAAGUCAUACAAGGUGGACGUCAGUUCUAACGGAGAAGACUGGAUCACUUUGAAGGAAGGCUCCAAACAAAAGGUUUUCCAAGGCAACACCAACCCAACAGACGUUGCCAAGACAAUGCUGCCCAAACCCACGCUGACACGCUUCCUUCGGAUUCGUCCCGUUACCUGGGAAACAGGCAUCGCGCUGCGUUUCGAGGUGUACGGAUGUAAGAUAUCAGAGUAUCCCUGCUCGGGCAUGCUGGGCAUGGUGUCAGGCUUGAUCACCGACAACCAGAUCACAGCGUCCUCCCACACAGACCGGAGCUGGGUACCAGAGAACGCUCGCCUGCUGACGAGCCGGACGGGGUGGACUCUGCUGCCCCAGCCCCAGCCCUUCACUAAUGAAUGGCUGCAGGUGGAUCUCGGCGAGGAGAAGCUCGUGAAGGGGUUUAUCAUCCAGGGGGGGAAGCACCGUGAGAACAAAGUCUUCAUGAAGAAGUUCCGUCUCGGCUACAGCAAUAACGGCUCAGAGUGGAGGAUGGUGUUGGACACCAACGGGAAUAAGCCGAAGAUAUUUGAAGGGAAUAGUAACUACGACACUCCUGAGCUGAGGACAGUGGAGUCCCUGCUGACGCGUUACAUUAGAAUAUACCCAGAGAGGGCCACUCCUGCUGGCAUGGGCUUGCGACUCGAGCUCCUGGGCUGUGAGAUUGAAGCUUUCCUGUGGUUUGCCUGUGACUUCGGUUGGGCCAAUGACCCGUCGUUCUGCAGCUGGACAUCCGAGGACACCGGCUCCAGGUGGCAGAUCCAGUCCAGCGGCACCCCCACCCUGAACACUGGACCCAACAUGGAUCACACAGGUGGAUCAGGGAACUUCAUCUACACGUUGGCGGCGGGUCCUCAGGAGACAGAGGUGGCUCGGCUCGUCAGCCCUGUGGUCAGCUCCCCAGACUCUGACCUCUGCGUGUCCUUUUGGUACCACAUGUUUGGGUCGCACAUCGGCACACUGCACAUCAAACAGCGCAAGCAGAUGGUUGAAGGGCCGGCAGACAUCCUGCUGUGGACGGUCAGCGGUCACCAGGGCAACCGCUGGAGAGAAGGUCGCGUCUUUGUGCCGCGCAACAACAAACCCUAUCAGGUGGUGAUCGAAGGGCUGGUGGAGAGAAAGAGCUGGGGAGACAUCGCUGUGGAUGACAUUAAGGUUCUCAAUGGGCUCAGUAUGGCAGACUGUAAAGACCCUGACGUACCCACUGAGCCCAUGUUACCAGAGGAUAAGUUCAAUGAAAUCCUGGAAGAGAUCACUGAAUACCCGGUGUUCGUGGAGACAAACCAGAUCAGCGGAGCAGGCAAUAUGCUAAAAACGCUCGACCCCAUCCUCAUCACCAUCAUCGCCAUGUCGGCACUGGGCGUCUUCCUGGGCGCCAUCUGCGGCGUGGUGCUCUACUGCGCCUGCUCGCAGGGCAGCAUGACGGACAGGAACUUAUCCGCCCUGGAGAACUAUAACUUUGAGCUAGUGGACGGCGUCAAGCUAAAGAAAGACAAACUCAAUGUACAGAGCUCAUACUCAGAGGCUUGAGAUGGGACUGAGCACAUCGAUGAAACUGUGUGACGUGCACGGCUCGCAGAGCGUGCACUAGACUGGCUGUAGGCAUAUCCUCUCGUGCAUCCGCGAGCUGGUCUGCUCAACGGACUGCCAACGCCCUCACCUCGCUGGAUGAGGGACAGGUUCAGGAUCCAGUGGGGAGGUUUGGACUGAUCCACGCUUUUCUCAGGAGCUGCAGUUAAAAAAAUAAAAAGAACCUACCUGUAGGGGACACUGUGUACAAAUAAAAUACAGAAAAGAAUAUGUACAGAUGAUUUAGAUGAUAUUUUAAUUUUCUAUUUUGAUUUUCAUUCAUUUUUACAAUCGGAUGCUGGUGUUGAGACCAAUUUAUUAAUAAUGUUUAAAGUAUUUAUCGUUUUUUGGGAGAGAAAGGUUUGUUUCAUCAUCAGUUUCAUGAAGGCUGUUGUAUAUUUUCAACUUUUGAAAGAGACGUAUCAAAAAACUUAAAAUGACCCAUAUCUGGCGAAGCUGUGGAUUUGCCCCAUGGUGUGGUAAACAGGGUGAGUCCGUAGGACCCUGAGACGUGUCCUCUUUCCUCUUUGACCCAUAUCACUUUAAAGUGAGGGUUCCAUUCAUGGCAAUGUAUGGUUCUAACAGUGCCUUUAGUACAUUUUGGUUGGUCUCCUCUGUUGAUUUUUUACUGUAUAUGGCUUAAGUUAAGAUUACAGGAAACAGGGGCACAUUAUCUUAUGAAUAUCUACAAACCAGGAUAACAAUCUACCACAGCGCUUUAUUUUUAUUUUUAUUCUUGUUGUUGUUGUCUUUUUCUGUCCAAAAAAACCACACACUGUAAAUAAGUUUUAAUAUAUUUUAUUGCCCUUUUUAAAGAAAGUAAAAAGGAAAAAAGCUGCAGUAUCCCUUUUUUCAUGGGUUUGUGUGUGCGUGUGUAAAUACAAUCCUCUCACUGUUUUGUGGAAGCUGCAGUGUUAGGUUUUUAUUUUUUUCCGAUUUAGUUGCUCGGACGAGCGAGAUUCAUGUGACGCUGAUGUUGCAGCAGUUUCAAUGUGCAUUCAAGCAUCUGUCAUCCAAACCACUGCACAACAAAUGAAAACAGAAACACAGGAGAAGGCCACAAAAGAAAAAGCUGACACACUGAACUCUUGGCACCUUCUCUCUUUAAGAUAAUCCUUCAUUUCUUCAUUCGAUCGUUGCUCGCUUAAAUCUUUGCUUCGACAAGAAUCUUUCAGAUUAAGCCUCAAACACAUUCAUGUCAAUGGCACAGGAGCUGGUGAAUAUUCAUCUUCCAGCAAACCAAAAAAAAAAAAAUCCUCAUCCCUUGGUUUCAUCUCAGUUCAACACUCAUCACUGUGGAUUGAGUUCUGUCUGGUCGAUGCAGCUUGAAUGCACUUUGUUUCUGACCCCCCCGCCCCCCCGUGAUAGGAGCCUAUCAACCCUGGGGGGUCACUACACUAACUGAAGAAUGGUGCUAUCAUUACUUUAGCCAGACACGUGUGUCUCGUGAUUAAACCCCUGUUUGUAUCCUUCACAUGCUGUUCUGUAGCUUCAUGGCCGCAACAAGACUUGUACGUGUGUUCACGUGUAGCAGCCAUAACAUUGUGAUGUCAGAGCUGAUGUCACUGGGACGGGUCGCUGGUGCAGUGGAGGGACGAGUGGCAUCACCUGAAUCAGGUCACCUGACCUCCUCCGUCACCUGCCCUCCUCCUCCCUACUCCUCCUCCCUGUGGCUUUACCAAAGGAUGGUCGUUCUGUUCGCCCCGGAGAGGAGGAGGAGGGGGGGGCGGGUCUCACCAACUCACAACUGCUCAGUUCACCAGUGGGCAUCACUCACAAGAGAACUGAUUUGACCCUUCAAAGCCCCUGGAGAGAUAAUCAACAGGGGAGAUGUCGGGAAUUGUAGCCAAGAGAUAUGUUUCUUUUUUUGUUUUAUGUCUUGAAGCUUAAGUGGUGCAGACGUCACCUCAGUGUGGACUUUUUGACCUCUGAGGGGACACACGGGGCAACAGGGACGUGCAAACUCAAUCAAACAAUCAAGAACUUGACCCUGCGAGCGGUGACGUCUUCUCCAUCCUGUGUGCGUUGUACGUGUCGCCGUGGUGAACGCAUCCCCAGCUGGUCCCAUUUCAGUUUCAGCCUCUCCACCGUCCGUCUGCGCUUUCAGCUCUAGAAGGACUGUAGCCAUGUGUGCUAGAGAAAACGGAUACUGUAGUGUGGACUCAAAAGAAACGAUGUUGCACUGAUAAAUAUAUUUAAGAGGUUUAUGUGUUUAUAGCAUUCAUUUUCCAGAAAAAAAACAAACAGAAGAAAGUCAAAAAAAACAAAAAAUGUGUUCAAUUCUUUCAUCUUUUUUAUAUAUAUAUAGUUUCAGAUUAUGUGAUAUAAUUCUGAAAUGUAAAGAUAUCGAGAUGUUUUCAUUAUUGAAAAAGGCAUAAUAGAUUUUUCCAACAGUAAUGUCCCUGACCCUUCAUUUACAUAUUAACGCUUCAUUUUGUACUGUCUUUCAAAUUUUGUGCGGAACUUCUUUUUUUUUUUACCAGAAUAAGAAAAUAAGACUUUUAUUUUCAAUACUGCUUCUGUAAUUUGCUGUUGUAGGAGAAAAAAAUGAAUAAAACAGCAAGGCCUUAAAAAGAGAAGAGGAUACUUGUUGUGUUAGAAUCUGAAGCCUCUUUGUUUCCACGCUGGCGGACGUCACGGUCGUGCUGUAAAGGAUCAAACCGGCUGAAGCGAAAUCUGUUUUCUUCAUCACAGUCGUGUUAAAGCACUUUUGCAGCAGGACAGUGAACAUUUUGUUUGCUCUCUGUCUCACGGCCAUCGCUCUUCCAAAGAUACAAAUAA